UCUCGUCGGUUGAUGUUAUCCCUCUUCCAGCUAGCCAACUGCAGCCAGACGGUUCAAAUCCCGUACAUGCCACCUGCGACGGCAGCCGCCCACGAUGCCAUGUUCGGCUUUCUGGUAAUACCAAACGGAACAUCCGAAGCCUUCGGCUUCAAGGCUUGUCGCUCGCCUCCAAAGAGUACCGGCUUUCCUGUAUCGCUGUUCUCGACAGGAGCGGGGACUUCCCGCCUAGUAUACAGCUUCCUCCCUAAGUGGGUCGCCUCCAUAGGGUUCAACGUGGUUUCGAUCGACCAUACCUACGAUGCGCAUUAGUGGAAUUUCCAGGCGGCACCAUCCUUCCAGCCGCGAACAUAACGGAC
Molecule: messenger RNA, 356 nt
Organism: Cladophialophora yegresii CBS 114405
Lineage: Eukaryota; Fungi; Ascomycota; Eurotiomycetes; Chaetothyriales; Herpotrichiellaceae
Exons: 1
Coding region: 13-309 (98 amino acids)
Source: RefSeq, a predicted model, not a curated record